Molecule: messenger RNA, 1456 nt
Organism: Scophthalmus maximus (turbot)
Lineage: Eukaryota; Metazoa; Chordata; Actinopteri; Pleuronectiformes; Scophthalmidae
Product: keratin, type I cytoskeletal 18
Exons: 7
Coding region: 96-1388 (430 amino acids)
Biological process (GO): intermediate filament cytoskeleton organization
Cellular component (GO): keratin filament
Molecular function (GO): structural molecule activity
Source: RefSeq, a predicted model, not a curated record
GGAGUUUCCUCCGUCCUCCACUCUCAGCUGCCAAACUCCUCUGUGCCAGCCCAAACCUCGUCUCCCCCUGAUUGAUCAGCACACUUCUUUUAGCAAUGGAGCACCAGAUUAAACGACAGAGUUCUCAAAUUCUCGGUGGCAAUACAACACCCUUUCACAGACCUCAUCUCAUGGAGAGGGCUUAUGCCCACAGCGUCAGCGGAGGGGCAGGCGGCCACGGGACCAGGAUCUCCACCGCCACCUACGGCACACGGGUCGGCAGCAACUAUGGCGGUGGGCACGACUACCAGUCCUUCCCCACUUCUGGAACCCUGGCCAUUCAGAAUGAGAAGGCUACCAUGCAGCACCUGAACGACCGCCUUUCCAACUACCUGGAGACCGUCAGGAAUCUGGAGAAAGCCAACAGCAAGUUAGAGAUCAAAAUCAGGGAGGUUAUCGAAAAGAGAGGCCCCUUGGAGGGGAAGGACUUCAGCAAGCACAACACCAUCAUUGCAGAUCUGAGGGCCAAGAUACUCGCCAGUAUCAAGGAUAACUCGCAUCUCGCCAUCUCUCUUGACAAUGCACGCCUCGCUUCAGAAGACUUCAGAGUCAAGAUGGAGUACGAGAUGUCCAUGCGUCAAGUAGUGGAGGCUGAUGUUUCCAGACUGAGGAAGCUUCUGGACGACACCAACAUGAUUCGCCUGCACCUGGAGGGCGACAUUGAGUCUCUGAAGGAAGAGCUGAUCCACCUGAAGAAGAAUCAUGAGGCGGAAGUUGCAGACUUGCGUGACCAGAUCACCCAAGGUGGCGUCCACGUCGACGUUGACGCUCCUAAGGGACAAGACCUAGCCAGGGUCAUGGAGGAGAUGAGGGCUCAGUAUGAGAAGAUGGCGCUGAAGAACCAGGAGGAGCUCAAAGCAUGGCAUGAAUCCCAGGUCACAGAGAUUCGGGUCCAAGUGACUCAGAGUUCAGAAGCUCUGAAGGACGCCACGACUCAAAUGAGUGAAACUAGGAGGACAUAUCAGGCAAUGGACAUUGAACUGCAGUCUGCACUUAGUCUGAAAGCGUCCCUGGAGGCCACCCUCCAUGACAUCAACAUGCGUUACAACAUCGAACUGGAGAAAUACAACGCCGUCAUCCUGAGGCUGCAGGAGGAGCUGACGCAUAUCCGCGCGGACAUCCAGAACAGCACAAGAGAGUACGAGCACCUGCUCAACAUCAAGGUGAAACUGGAGGCCGAGAUCGCCGAGUACAGGAGGCUGCUGGAUGGCGAAGCGCCCUUAAAACUGGAGGAUGCAAUUGAUCAGAAGGUCAAGACCCAAGUGGUGACUAUCACUCAGACCGUGGUGGACGGCAAAGUGGUGUCAGAGAACAAGGAUGUUAAAUCCAGUGAAAAGGUUUUCAAAUAGACACCUAAUUAGAAAACUGAAAAGAAUAAAAAAACUUGCAAAAUAAAUAAAAUGAACAACUAACCGAC